GGCCGGCAGGGGGCGCUGCUGGCGGCCGCCAUGGCCGCCGCCGUGCCGCUGGGCUGCGCCGCCAUCGCGCUCGGGCCCGCGGCCGCGCUCCUGCUGCUCACGGUGGCGGCGGAGCCGCUGCUCGUCAUCGUGCUGCUGGCGGGGGCGUUUUUCUGGCUGCUGUCGCUGCUCGCGGCCUCGCUGCUCUGGUGCGUGUCCGUGCGGCUCGGCGGGCGGGAGGACGCGGCGCUGCUGCCGCUCGGGGCCGCCGCCGCCGUGCUGCUGCAGGAGCUCUGCCGGUUCGCCUGCUUCAAAGUGCUCAAGAAGGCGGAUGAAGGGCUGGCGGCUCUCAGCGAGGAUGGGCGGUCUCCGAUCUCCCUGCGGCAGAUGGCUUACGUGUCCGGGCUCUCCUUCGGCACCAUCAGUGGCGUCUUCUCCAUCACCAACAUCCUGGCGGUCUCUGCGGGGCCGGGCACCGUCGGGAUCCACGGGGACUCCCCAUACUACUUCAUCACCUCUGCCUUCCUCACCAUGGCCCUGGUCCUGCUCCACACUUUUUGGGGCAUCAUCUUCUUCGACGCCUGUGAGCGGCGCCGCGCCGGGGGCCUGGGGCUGGUGGUGGGCAGCCACCUGCUCACCUCGGGGCUGACCUUCCUGAACCCGUGGUACGAGGCCAGCCUGGGCCCCAUCUUCAUCCUCACGCUCUGCACUGGCCUCUGGGCCUUCAGCACCGCUGGUGGCUCCUUCCAAAACGUCCUCAAGUGCCUCUCCUGUAAGCAGGAGCCUGAGGGCCAGGCCAUGCUCUGCUCAGCACUGCAGGUGCCUCCUGAAGGGUGAGGGAGCCGUGGCCCCACAGCCAGACACUCCUGCCAUUGCCUUCACCCUCCUGCUCCAGGGGAAUUUGUGUGUGCCCAGUUCCUGGGGGCCUUUGGGGUCUGACUGGUGGUCCCAGGGGGUUUUGGGGUCUGACCACCACCCUUUUCCCUUUGUUCCCAGAUUCUCAUAACACCUUUCCCUCCGUUUGAGGCUCUGGGGAAGGCCAGGGUGGGCCGGAUGCCCUGGGGGAACUCAGGGCAGGACCCCUCCCCAUUUCCUCGUGUUUGUCACCCUGUGGGGGUCCCUGGUGCAGCCCCUGCUGAUGCUCUGGGGGUGGGGGGCACUGGGGCUGGGAUGCUGUGCCCUUCUCACCCCUGUUCAGCUCCCGGGGGGCUUGGAGGUGCAGCGGGGGGUAAGUUAUUUUUUUGAUUAAAAGUAAAACCCUUUUGUAAAAGCAC
Molecule: messenger RNA, 1253 nt
Organism: Passer montanus (Eurasian tree sparrow)
Lineage: Eukaryota; Metazoa; Chordata; Aves; Passeriformes; Passeridae
Gene: APH1A
Product: aph-1 homolog A, gamma-secretase subunit
Exons: 7
Coding region: 31-816 (261 amino acids)
Biological process (GO): positive regulation of catalytic activity; Notch signaling pathway; Notch receptor processing
Cellular component (GO): membrane; gamma-secretase complex; endoplasmic reticulum
Molecular function (GO): protein-macromolecule adaptor activity
Source: RefSeq, a predicted model, not a curated record